AUGGAGAAGGUGCUCCGCGAGCUGUCGGUGGAGUUCUCUGACUUCUGCGCCGUGGCCCUGCGCAGGUUGAGGGCCGCGGCAGCAGAGGAGCUGGAGGCAGAGAGGGCCAGGCUGGCACGCGCCAGGAUCUUGGGGGCGGAGGACGGCCAGGGGCGCUCCGCGAAGCAGAAGCGCCCGCUGGGCAGCGUCGGGCUGGCCGCCACGGGGGACCGAGGCGCGAGGAGGCUGCUCCGCGGCGUGGCCGCCGCUGCCGCGGCGCGCUCCUCGAAGGCGGCGCCGGCGACGCUCCGGAGAGCCGCGCCCACCGCGGCGGCGCCCGCGGCGAAGGCCAUCCCGGCCAAGGCGGCGCCCCGAGCAGUGGCUGCGGGGCCUCCGCCGGCGAAGGCCGCGCCGGCCGCGGGCGCGGCCCGCGACGGCCGCCUGCGGCCGCCGCCGAAGGCGAGCCCGCUGCAGCACGGCAGGCGGCCGCUGGGCCACGCGGAGCCCGUGGAGCCGGCCGCGCUGGCGCCGGGCGCGUCAGCGCCGGCCGUCGGCGCCGAGGCCGCCUGCGAGGAGGACGAGUCCCGGAUGUUCCCCGACGAGCCGGAUGGCGAACGGCUCUCCUUCAUCCCCAAGCGGGCCGCGGCCGAGAGCCAGGCGGCAGACCGCGCGGAGGCGGAGGCGCCCCCCGCCGCGCCGGAGCAGACCCCGAGGCCCAAGAGGAUGCCCGUGCCCACGGGCAGCCCGCUCGGCCCGCUGUAG
Molecule: messenger RNA, 741 nt
Organism: Prorocentrum cordatum
Lineage: Eukaryota; Dinophyceae; Prorocentrales; Prorocentraceae
Source: the annotation of a GenBank genome assembly